Messenger RNA from Puccinia graminis f. sp. tritici CRL 75-36-700-3, 3321 nucleotides. RefSeq lists its product as uncharacterized. The transcript has 6 exons. Bases 72 to 2969 code for a protein of 965 amino acids. NCBI's taxonomy places the organism in Eukaryota, Fungi, Basidiomycota, Pucciniomycetes, Pucciniales, Pucciniaceae. Gene Ontology annotation, molecular function: nucleic acid binding. The record is from RefSeq and is a predicted model, not a curated record.
AGGCCCGGAGCAGAGAAAGGCAGUCGGCCAGCUCCAGACGACAUCGGACAGAGCAACAACAACAAAGGACGAUGAGCUAUCGAGGGACGAACACGGCCCGCUUCCCGAGAGACCAGGCCGAGAGCUCACCAGGGCCAUAUCGUGCCCGAGGUCGAGGCGGAGGAUUCCAGACAGGAGGACGAGGACGAGGGAGGGGUGGAGGCAGCUUCAAUGGGACGACCGACUUCAAUCCGAAUCCACUCGAUCAGUAUCCCCCUGCUCCAUCUCCUGCGCCGACCGGUGUCUACCAACAUCCUCAUGCCAGUAGAGGCCGUGGCAAUAAUGGCUGGGGUGGAAGGGGUCGAGGAGCACAGAACUCAUGGUCUCACUCCAACAAUGGGUCCAGUGGAUCGGGACAUACAACUCCUCGGGGUUAUCCUCCACGUAACAAGCCCUUCCAGGCUUCUCACCAUCCAACGCCCAGGGGAGGAGGUCUUGGCUUCCAUCUCAAUACCUCUUCCAGACCGACUGCCAAUCCGUCCUCACCACUACCAGAGGUCCCACGAACCACUCGAGGAACUAGUGACCCCCGAUUAUGGAUACCAGUCAAGUUCGUCAAGGCCACAGCAUUAACCAACAAGUUGUUAGAAAACCCUCCCAAAGAGCCCUUGGAAGACGAUUCGAUCGAACCUGGAUCCCAGUCGAAGAGUGAUCGAAGCCAAAAGACAUCCCCAGUCUUGGAGAACAUCCAGCCAUGUCUUCCCGAGAUUGUUCCGGAACCCACGCCCCCUUCUCCCAGUGACCGUCUAUGGGAAAUCGAGGAGGUUACUCCAGCGUGCGUCGAAAAGUGGCAAACAGACUUCCCGGGGAUUUUCAAGAAAGAUUCUCCGAAUGGUACCUUUCACUCCCCACCAUCUAACGUCCAAGCGAUUGCAUUGCCAUCGAACCCGACUCAACCGGCCAUCAGCUCUGAAGACGAGCCUCCAUUACCGCGGCCAGAGGAAGUGUCUCAGCCAGUGGUUGGAACCAAGUCGACGGCGUCGCCUAUCCCUAACAACGACGAGAGCUCUAAGCCUCUUGAUAUCUCUGAUCAAUCCAAAGCAGAUCUCGCUCAGUCCAAAGUAUCGUCGACCGGAUCGCCCGCAACUGGUCCAGAGACUGUGGAGGUCGUACCCUCCGAGUCCGACGUCCAGGCUUCGAAAUCCACUUCGGAGGCAGAACCAAGCGCCAACUCUAUCGUUUUAUCCUCUAACGCUCUAUUUUUCAUCGAUGCCGAGGGAGAUUCGGAGAAUCGGGUCAAAUACCCUCCGGUACAAGUGCCCAAGCUCGAAAAAUUAUCGAUCGAGAAAGAGACGGAUGAUGAUGAAGAACGGAUCGUCUUCCAACCAGAUCAAAGCAUUACCACAGAAUCCCAGGCCAAGGAUUCGCAUCUGUUCCGAACGAUCACCGACGAAGUCCUCGUCGUGUCUUCCAAUCAACCAGCCUCAGAUCCGCUCCCAAGCCAAGCGAAAUCAUUGGCAUCCAAGCCAUCCAAGAAAGACAUCAAGGCCCAAAAACGGCAUGCGAGGAAAGAGCGACGCAAAAGUGCCCGAGACGAUCGGCCUUACGACCCCUCUGCUACCCAUCGUCCUGAUCAGCUCGACAGUGGAAGUGAUAUCGAUUGGGGAUCCGACAGUGUCGAAGAGUCCAUCUUGCCACCCUCCGGGUCGGCAGAAAAGGAGCCCCAGAAUUCGGCGAACAAAGCUCAACGAAGUGUCUAUAAAAACAAGGAGGAGAUGGAGCUCUGUGAGGAUUAUAUCAAGCAUGCUAUGAUCGAUCAAUCAGGGGAUGAGGCCGACGGGAAAAACGCGACCACCACGUUCCUCAACGAUAGCUUCACCAAAACAUUCAUGGAUGGCAUGGCUGCCCAACAGAAACAUACUACGAUCGCCGAACUCGACCAAGCUGUUCAGGAUAAACUCGACGACGAGAUUCUGGGUCAGCAGCGUGGUUGGAAUAGCGACAACUCGGACUCUUUGGAUAAAAAAAUGGACUCCCUCGAAGAAAAAAUCGAUGAUUUGGAUCUUUAUAUCUCAGACACCACUGAAUCUGAGUCGGAUGAUGAGAGCAUAGAGGACGAAGAGGACAUCGACGAAUCUUUACCACUAGAUAAAUCGUUGGAGAUGUCGACCGAUCUAUCAACCGAAUCAAGUGAGGAUUCGGAAGAUGAAGAGGAGGUCUCAGCAUUGGUGGAGGGUGUUCUUGCGAAAGAUUCGAAGGGCAAGCAAAGACAAAAGAAAGGGGACAAGAUGAAUGUGAAUGAUUCGGAUUCGGAACUGAUUGAAUUCAUCGAUGAUCUGCAGAAGAAAUGGAAGAUGGACCGAGCCCGCAAGGCUGAGAAGAAGAAAGCACGAGCCGAGGCCCGGUUGCUCAGCGUGGCCAAGACGAAGAAACAGAAGAAGAAGGAGGCCCGCCGAGAAUCUAUUAAUUCUAAUCCGCCGCCCGAUGUGCCUAAGUUGAACGAGAUGAUCAGAGACUUUAUCUGCUUUGAAACCGACCAACAAGUCCUCACUUUGCCCCCUGUGGACAAGAAGAGUCGAGCAGCCAUCCACGAAAUCGCGAACCUAUACAAGAUGAAAAGCCAAUCUUAUGGCUCAGGGAAGCGCAGGUAUCCGGUGCUGACGCGGACGCAUCGAACGACGCACAUCCUACCGAGCCGCCAGCCGCUGUUCCGGAUCCUGAACCAGUUCACCAACAAUGGUGGACCGUCCAACCGUCAUGGGACGACCGGCCAGGUGCCGAGGAACAGGGAGGGCGCGCUCGUCGGCCAGGGCGUCGCUCACAUCGGCGCGGAAAACGUCGGGUUUAAGUUGUUGACGAAGAUGGGUUGGUCGCUCGGUCAGACUAUCGGCGACCCCCAGAACUCCACCGCCCUCCAAAAACCCCUCAUGGCUGUCAUGAAAAACACAAAGGGCGGCUUGGGUUUGUCCUCUCAAUUCAGAAACUAUUAGUUCAAAUCACUCCUCCCCCUUGGGGAAUAAAAAACCUCUCCAUUUUUUUUCACCAUUAUUUUCUUUUCAGUUCAUCUUUGUUGAUCCACUGCAUAACAAAUUCAUAUUCUGAAUUCAACCCGCAAAAACCAAAAGAUCAACAAAAAAAGUAGAGUGGACGAAAGAAACUUAGGUAUUUGUUGCAACCUAUUCAUAAUAGAAUAGAAAACUACACAUAUAUAUACAUACAUAGAGAAAAGAAACACAUUUGUUUGUUUAUUGCCUAACCGUCCAUAGUUGUGGAUUAGAGACAUGAAUUGCUUGGAUUGGUGGGUCCAUUGAAGCACCAGAAAUACAUGCAACGGACUGUUUU